GAUACAGCUGGUAUUACUGUAGAAAUUAGCUCUGCCGGUAACCUUACGACAAUUUCCGCCAGCCGAGCAAAACACAACCACAAAAUUUGCGGCUGAAAAGCAAGAAGCCAAGAAUCGAAUCAAGACACAAACCAACGUUCGAAGGUUCAACGCGGACAAAUCGACUUGACGAGGCAACGAACAAACGAAGGUUGUUCAACGCCGACACUUCCACUUGAAAGGAACCAAGCCAGGCUACUAGUUCUGGCAUUUGUCCCACGUAAACAGCAUAGCAGUACGUUACAAGAACCAAUACAAGCAAGUGUGAGCGCCAGCUUUUUCUACUAGGCGGCUCAAAUUCAAGUAUCGUCGUAUCGCCAGGCCGAUCCAAUCCCAACAUGUCCAAGUCAGAAACCAAUGCGGACACCAUGUCCCCCGGGUUCCAUAUUUUUUGGCCCCGGUGCCCUGAUUCUUCGAGCAGGUACAGUGGAACUCUUUCAUCAUCAAGGAAAGGCAGAAAUAGCCGCCAACGAGUGAGUCGUUCAUUCCAUCUAUCCAACAAUCACGUGGAAGAAACUCAACCACCUUCCAAGCGCCUCAAGAAAUCCCCAGCAGGUGAUUUGAUCUGUCCAAUCAGUCGGGAAUUGCCCUGGGAUCCUGUGACAGCUGAGGAUGGACGAGUCUAUGAGCGUGAAUGUAUCGAGAAGCAUAUCAAGAACCAUCCUCGGGACCUCAAGUCUCCAGUCACCAACCUAAAAAUGGGCGAAAAGUUACUGCCAGCCAUUCAGCACCGCAAUACCAUUGAGACGUUGGUGGAGUCUGGAGUCAUUGAUGGGGAUUUGGCUGACAACUGGAAUGAAAAGGUGGAACAGAAGAAGAAAAUGGAAGAAUUGCUGAAAUGGGCAGGAUCAGGCAAUGGAAAUGCAAUGUUUUUGGCAGGAAUCAAAUAUAGAGACGGUGAAGAGGGUUUCAAGAAAGACAAAAAGUUGGCCUUUCAGUGGUACAAGAAAGCUCAAGAGGCCGGGAAUGUCAAAGGCAAAGCAAUGGUGGGUUGGUGCUAUCUAGAUGGGGCAGGAGUGACCAAGCAACAAUCACCUGGACUUUUCCACCUUACUGAUGCAGCAUCCCAAGGAUCAGACUUUGCGGCCUAUAAAUUGGGAAUAGCAUUUGCCAAGGGAAAAUAUGGCUUGAAUGUGGAUAAAAUGGAAUCCAUCCGUUGGUUGGAGAAGUCACUUCGAUACUGUCGCCACAAACAUCUGACUGCUGUUGCCAAGACUAAAGCUCAGCAGAAACUGGAUGAACUGAAGGCCUCAGUGCCUGCAAGUUCUGCGACCUCCUGAUCUUGUUUUCCUUCUUGAAUUUGCAGACUACUUCUGGCUGCAAGAGACUUUGGGCCUCGCCUCUUCAGUUUCUGUCUAAAAAUGCAACGCCCUUGCAGAUGACUACUGCAUUCCCCAACGCAGUCAUCCCUUGUUGCUUCCAACAAGUGAAUGGAUGACUUGUUGCUUGUUCUCACGUCAAACAAACAAAACCCUAGCUUGUUCCACUGUCUAUUCUUCUAAUACAAUCAAUCAAUCAAUCACUCCCAUUCAAUCCUCUUUGCCGCUCUUUGUAGUCGUUCCUUUGGACUGUUGUUGCUGUUGCUGUGUUUUCCCUCCCUGAUACGAGCUUAGCAAUGCCGCAAUGACACUAAUAUUGGCCCAAUAGUAGACCACCGAAGCGAUCCAUACCAGUCGAUGCAC
Seminavis robusta is the source of this 1721-nucleotide messenger RNA. NCBI's taxonomy places the organism in Eukaryota, Bacillariophyta, Bacillariophyceae, Naviculales, Naviculaceae. The record is from the annotation of a GenBank genome assembly.